UCCUAGCAGCAAGCAUAUUGAGAUUAAUCAUCAUGGAAUGUGAGAAGCUUGGAGCAGUUCAACCUCUGUCCAACACCCAAUUAACCCCUCCUCCCAUUGUUGAUAUCCACAUCUUGGUUGUUGAUGAUGACGCUACGUCUCUCGCCAUUGUUUCAGCGAUGCUUAGAGCACUGAAAUAUGCAGUUGUGACUGUUAGAAACCCACUCGAUGCUUUGGCUACUCUUCGGAUGCAGAAGUUCGACCUUGUUGUUACAGAUCUACAUAUGCCUGUAAUGAAUGGGUUUGAAUUACAAAAGGAAGUUGAAGAAGAAUUCCAACUACCAGUGAUCAUGAUGUCCGCAGAUGAUGAAGAAAGUGUGAUAUUGAAGAGUUUAGAGAAUGGGGCUGCUUUCUACAUGGUAAAACCAAUAACCCCAAAUGAUCUCAAGAAUGUUUGGCAGUACGCUGUUGCAGGUAAAAAAGGCAGAUCUGCUGCUAUCGAACAAAUAAGAGGCAUCCGGGGAGAUUCAUCAGGUGAGAAAGGAUCUGAUCAUCAUCAUGAGUAUGUACAUUCUGCUUCAUCCUGCGUGAAUGAAGAAAAGCGUACUACAGGCGACACUAAGCUGGAUCCCAAGAGAAAGGCACCGGCCAAAAAGGCCGGCAAGGAAGAUCUUGGGGAAGAGACUAAAAAGACAAAGGUGGUAUGGACAACUUCACUACACAACCGGUUCUUGCAAGCCAUAAGACACAUUGGCUUGGAAAAGGCUGUCCCAAAGAAUAUUCUCCAGUUCAUGAACGUGCCUGGCAUAACCAGAGAAAAUGUAGCAAGUCAUUUACAGAAGUAUCGUAUAUUCUUGAAAAGAGUUGCGGAUAAGGGUGCCGUCGCCUCAAGAGGCUUCUCAAUGUCUGCUGAUAGAUACAUGAGAUCAAGCUUCGCAUCUGGCCAGCUUCCAUUUUCGGUGAUGCAAAAUCUGCACCAACAACAAUAUCCAAAAUUCCCAGAACAGCAGCAAAUGCGAGCAUCAAUGUUCCAACAAGGAGGACUAGGAGGUAAUAUGCGGGCUCUUAAUGCUCCCAGCACUGUUGACCCUUUCCUUUUUUCCAACAGAGCAACCUCAAAUGGCAGCUCUGUGCCUCAUUACGGAUUUGGACAUUCAUUUAAAGCUCCCAACGUCGGCCCUGUCCGCUUUCCCGACAAGCAAGCUCCAAGUUCCAACUUUAAUUUGCCUCAACUAGGGCAUGGGCAUUGGCCUGCCUUGAUCAGCCAUCAAGCUAAUCUUCGGGAGCAGUCUUUUGGCAACGGAAAUCCUCUUUACCAGGCAAAUCGCUCAGUAUUGGAUAUAGAUCAAACUAAAUACAAUUUGGGGUCAAUGUCUUUGUCAAAUGGAGAUAUGGCACAUGGCCUCAUGAAUGCUGCGAACAGCCUUAUGAAUGGUGCAAAUUCAAUUCCCACAUACCCACAACAAAAUGAACAAAGGCAGGGACUUUUAACCAGCUCCCCAAUUAACUGCAACUUUGGGAUAUCUGAACUAUUAAUGGGGACUGCAAAUAGCUCUAAUCCACCCCCAAAUUCUAGCUUUACUAACGGUACUUCUUAUGCUGGCAUCAAAUUAAGCAAUGAAGGGCAGCUAGUUUUUACGGGUCCAAGUGGUGAUCAUGGCUAUGGCUUGUUGGCUGGGAAGAAUAACAAUAUUGCUGUUGCACCUAUGGGGAAUAUUGGGACUUCUGGUUAUAUGACUCAAGGAGGGGGGUCUUCUUCUGCGCCAGGGUUGGAGAAUCCAAAUCAAUUGCCACCAGUGUUAUUUGACGAAAGCACUGCCAAUCAACAUGAAAAUGCUUUGUUGAUGGCGCCUCAGGCGCAGCAACAAUAUGGUCUCUCGAAUCGAGGAGAAUUUACUAAUCAUUAUGGCUCUGAUAUUCUGCUCAAUAACAUUUCAACCCUCAGUGGAAUUUCGGAUCCGGGGCAACAAUUGGGGGAAGAUGAUCUCAGUGAUCUUUUCUUGCAGCAAAACAUCAACCAGCUUCCUUAUCAAUGUGAAUCCCAAGUGAAUUAUGACAUUUCCGGUUCAUCAUCUUGUGUUGAAAAUAUGAAUGAAGACAUUGAAGAGAAUCCACUUUUGAGUGAAGUACCAUCCCUUGGCCAGAAUCGGGCCAAUGAACAGCUACCGAACGCAGUCUUUGAAAGCAAUGUGUAUCAUGAUCCAGAGAAGAACGUCCAGCUUGAUCAACACUCCAACCAGCAAGAAAACGACAGAGAACUCGAGAAGGAUGAUGAUCUUAUAAAUUGCAUUAACGAUCAGGAAUGGCCGGAAGAGGAGUUCAUGGAUUUCUUGUUCGGUCUUGGGCCAUAGCUAGUAGCUGAUCAGGGAGUAAGCUGAGGCUGCGCGCAUGCAUGCAUGGCGAGGAUCUAAAAUAUCCGGUGGCUGAUCGAGAAACAGUACUACUAUGCAUCCUAGUUGACUGACUGGAUUUCAAAUAAUAGUAUAGGAAUUGCGCAGUUUAAUUUUUAACUCAGUUAUGGUUCUGUGGUAAUCGAACUUUGCAAGUGCCUUUUGUUUAUUUUCGUUGUGCAGCUUGUAAUGCAGUGACUCUUUUCUGUAUGCUCAUUACCAGUAUGAAACCAAGUAGGAAACUUAUAAAUAAUAUUUACC
Molecule: messenger RNA, 2630 nt
Organism: Juglans regia (Persian walnut)
Lineage: Eukaryota; Viridiplantae; Streptophyta; Magnoliopsida; Fagales; Juglandaceae
Product: two-component response regulator ORR21-like
Exons: 9
Coding region: 33-2330 (765 amino acids)
Biological process (GO): cytokinin-activated signaling pathway; phosphorelay signal transduction system
Molecular function (GO): DNA binding
Source: RefSeq, a predicted model, not a curated record